CCUGAGGAAAACAUCAACCAAAUCCCCAUUUUCUUUUAAUCUACCCUUAUACACCUGCCCAAGUGAGGCUGCUGCUAUUGGAGAAGUGGUGAGCUCUGAAUAGAUGUUUGGUGAAAGUGUAUGAUGAGAUUAUUUUGAUGAAGGCAAAGGGAUUUGUAGCAAAUUCUUUCUAUAGCGGUUUAACUGCUACUGAGUUUUUCUAUAAGAAAGAAUAUCAUUUGCUGCUUUACAAAACCCUAUAAACGACAUCGUUUGCUGCUUUACAAUUAAAACCCCAAUUUUGGGGAAAAAACAAAACAAACACCGUGUUUAGGUGUGUGCUGUCAUAAAAAUCAGAAGUGAUGAGGGAGGAGCUGAGACGAGGAGAUGGAAGUGGAUCGAAGUAGGAAACACAAUUUGAGGUUAUUUGGUUGAAAGAAAUUGAGAUGCAGAGGGCAUAUCAAGCGUACAUGGGUUGUCAAUCCCACUGUGCUGUUGUGUAGUCAAGGGAACACAACUAAGAGGAGGGUAGUCGCCAAUAGCGGCAUCAUUGAGAGGGAAACGACGACGCAAGCGAUGCCGCCCAGCUGGAAAUCGCCGGAAAAGGUUUUGUGAUGAUAUCUUAUUAUGACAUUCGACAUGCACGAAUUGCAAUGAGGGAGCUUCAGAAUAAGCCUCUGAGAAGAAGAAAGCUAGACAUUCAUUUUUCUAUCCCUAAGGAUAACCCAUCAGAAAAAGAUAUUAACCAAGGGACUCUUGUUGUUUUCAACUUGGAUUCAUCAAUUUCCAGUGAUGAUCUUCGUCACAUAUUUUCAGCUUAUGGGGAAGUCAAAGAGAUUAGGGAAACACCAAACAAGAGACACCAUAAGUUUAUUGAAUUUUACGAUGUUAGAGCUGUUGAGGUGGCAUUGAAAGCUCUAAACGGGAGUGAAAUUGCUGGCAAAAGGAUAAAACUUGAACACAGCAGGCCUGGUGGUGCUCGUAGAAGCAUGAUGCAACAACUGAGUCAAGAACUGGAACAAGAUGAAGCUCGAGCUUUAUGGCACCAUGUUGGUUCACCUGUCAUCAACUCUCCACCUGGAAGUUGGUCAUCAGGUUUUGGAACCCUUAGCCCUGUGAACACCACCCCUUUACAUGGGCUUGCAUCCAUACUUCCACCACAUAUAUCAAACCCCAUGAAAAUUUCACCAAUUGGAAAAGAUCAACAAUCAAGUUCAAGAUCUUUCCCUGAUCAUCAUAACACAUCAUCAUCUUUUCUUGAUUCCAAAUUUGACCCUUCUUCUAGUAUUGGUACCCUGUCUGGCCCUGAGUUUCUGUGGGGUAGUCCAACUACUUAUUCUGACCACCAAAGUAAUUCUUGGCGGGCAUCUCCGGUGGGCCCGUUUAGUCCUAGUCAGCAUGGUACAUUCCUGGGACCACCACAUCAUCAUGUAGGCUCUGCGCCACCUGGCAUACCUCUUGACAGGUCAUCGUUAUGGUAGAUAAUCUAUGGUUCAGUUAAAGAGGAAGGGUAAAAGGGGAAAACAGUCCUUACCAAUGACCAAUAGGGGCAACAGAGGUAAUUUGGGGACUACUAUGAAACUCAAGGCAGGAAGGGUAAAAAGGGAAAACAGUCAUUGUUGGGUUUAAUGUUCAUCACUCUUGUUUGGUAGAUUUAUAAGUUUAUUGUUAUUAGUUGUAAUUAGUUGCAAGGAUUUGGUAACUUUCUAUAUGGUGCUGUCAUAUUUUUGGCAUUUUUUGUUCCGGUUUGUAAUAUGUACAUUCCCAAC
Messenger RNA from Lactuca saligna, 1748 nucleotides. NCBI's taxonomy places the organism in Eukaryota, Viridiplantae, Streptophyta, Magnoliopsida, Asterales, Asteraceae. The record is from the annotation of a GenBank genome assembly.